Messenger RNA from Lepidothrix coronata (blue-crowned manakin), 803 nucleotides. RefSeq lists its product as uncharacterized. The coding region runs from base 105 to 803 and encodes 232 amino acids. The transcript is spliced from 5 exons. The record is from RefSeq and is a predicted model, not a curated record. NCBI's taxonomy places the organism in Eukaryota, Metazoa, Chordata, Aves, Passeriformes, Pipridae.
AUUAAAUCAGGCAGCAGGACAGCAGCUGUGGGCUCAAUGUGUUCUGCUGACAGCCGGGGACUCGCUUUAUGAUGCUCAGGCAAAGUUGGUUGUAUUGCUGAUGGAUGAUUCCCCUGGUGAAAGGUGGUCAUCCAGAGGAUAUCCGUGGUUCCAGUCAUUUCCAAAGGACCAAAUUAAACAAGGAAAACACUGAACUACAUAAAAUCAACACGUUACAAACCCCAAGAUCCCAAAACUGUGGAUUAGCUGGAGACAUGACAGAGUCCACAGCCCACUUGUUUGAGAAGAAUUACCUUAAAUCUCUUGGUCUUUUGGUGUCAGAAACGUCCAAUUUACACUGUAGGGGAAACCUGUCAUCAGAUAAAGGGCAUCCAGGUUUUUGCUUUUCCCUGAUGGAUCCUUACAAAACUGACUCUGCCACCUCACUGUGGGAAGGAUUAGAGAUGACGAUAAGGAUAAAACUGAUGAGGAUCGAGAGAAAACAGGCAAAACAAAUAUACUCAAUGUUUUCUGCGGGAUGUUUUCAUCAGUUCACAAAACCCUACACUGCAAGGCGUGAAAGUUUGGCUCCCUGUCCUUCCCUCACUGUGCAAGGAGCUGUGCUGUCCCUUCCCUUGGAACCAAUCCCUUGUUCAUCACCAAGCCCUGCUAUUCCAGCUUCUCCUUUCCAUGUGAUCUGGGGAGGCUCAGACAAAGUCCAAGAGCUGGGAAUCCCAGAGGAACAUUGCAUCUUAAAUCACAGAAAACCCAUGGCAAGUAUCAAAUGGCCAAUAAGUGUUGCUGUAUUUACGCAGCAGCAAUAG